Messenger RNA from Scheffersomyces stipitis CBS 6054, 1125 nucleotides. RefSeq lists its product as uncharacterized. The transcript has a single exon. Gene Ontology annotation, cellular component: mitochondrion. Lineage: Eukaryota; Fungi; Ascomycota; Pichiomycetes; Serinales; Debaryomycetaceae. Gene Ontology annotation, molecular function: GTP binding. Bases 1 to 1125 code for a protein of 374 amino acids. The record is from RefSeq and is a predicted model, not a curated record.
AUGCUUGUAAGGCCGUCUUCGAGGUAUCUACAGCCUUGUAAUCAUGUUCAAAGACGAUAUGCUUCCAUCAACUAUUUGGUGGCUGCUUUGGCGCAAAAUAAAGCCAAAUUUCCUGAAAUUUCACCAGUGAAAAAUUCAUCCAAAUCCAAACCUAUAGCUAAAGAGUUACCUCCCAAGAACCUUCUGAGACUUGUGAUAACUCCCUCGGCUUUGACGGAGCAUUUUCGUCAGGCGGAGUAUACCAAUUUUUCAGUCCAGCAAAUCAGCGAAGCCCAGUCAUUCUUCAACCGUGCCAAAGUCAGCUUGGAAUGGACAUUAGCGGACUACGAAGAAAUCCCAGAUAUCAAAUAUGAGCGAUUGCUUGAAAAGAGAAUAACCAGUUUAAAUGAAAUUGACCCCUAUUACAAGACGAAGUACCACGAAUCAAUGCUUAAUUCAAAGAAAACGUUCGGAAUUCAGCCUGAGUUGUUGCGGCCACUUCCUGAAGUUCUUCUUUUAGGACACACCAAUGUAGGAAAAUCGUCGCUUCUCAACAAUUUGAUUGUCAACUCCGAUGCUUCUGAAUAUGCCUAUGUUUCCCAGAGAGCAGGAUAUACUAAAACUAUCAAUUGCUACAAUAUUGGAAGAAAAUUGAGGGUGAUAGAUAGUCCUGGGUAUGGCCAAUUUGGUGAAGCUAAACAGGGCAAGGUCGUUCUAGACUAUAUCAGUAAACGCCAUUUGCUUAGAAGGGUAUUCAUUUUGAUUGAUAGUGUAGAAGGGUUCAGGGUGGAAGAUAUGCAGAUGAUGGACCAUCUCAUUUCUGAGGGAGUUCCAUUUGAAGUUGUCUUCACCAAGACAGAUGCCGUCAUUGGCAAGUAUAUGCCCAAGAAAGGCAUUUUCAACUCCCAGAACAACAAAAAAAGUGAUCCACAGAAGAGGGCAGAAAUGAGUGAUAUGAUAGCUAAAAGCAACGAACAGGUUAUUGCAUACUACACCAGAAUAAUUCACGAAGCCAAGUUACACGAGGUGGUGACUGUGCCAAGGUUACUCUUCAAUAAUGCCGCUACCAACCGAUACAUAGACAAGACCCAUGGGUUCAAGGAAGUACGAACCACCAUCAUGGAAAGCUGUGGGUUGUUGAAAUAG